Molecule: messenger RNA, 1704 nt
Organism: Anopheles marshallii
Lineage: Eukaryota; Metazoa; Arthropoda; Insecta; Diptera; Culicidae
Product: protein RFT1 homolog
Exons: 4
Coding region: 1-1704 (567 amino acids)
Biological process (GO): glycolipid translocation; dolichol-linked oligosaccharide biosynthetic process
Cellular component (GO): endoplasmic reticulum membrane
Source: RefSeq, a predicted model, not a curated record
AUGGGUCGUAAUGUUCUAGUAAGCAGCUUGCAGAAUGCGUCCUUCAGCAUCAUUUUCCAGAUUUUAUGCCGAUGUAUAACAUUUGCCAUCAACGCAUUCAUUGUGCGGAACGUUGGGCGGGAAGUGCUGGGAAUCACGAACGUACGGUUACUACUGCUAGAGAGUACACUGCUUUUCCUUUCGAGAGAAGCGAUCAUCCGAUCCGCUCUCAGUUCACGCCAUAACAAGCAAUGCAGUUGGGCACAACUUAUAAACCAACUAUGGAUAACCGUUCCCGUAUGUUUUACGCUUGCCAUCCCUUGCUUAUACAUUUGGCUUAACUGGCUUUCGGCAGUUGAUGAUAUCUAUGCCGAACAGUAUCGGUUCGGUUGCUUCGCGAUUGCCUUUUCUUGUAUCAUCGAAAUGACGGCAGAAGCACCUAUUUUUGUAGGACAGGUGUUUUGCUUUGUGAAGCUUAAAGUCAUUCUCGAUACCGGACAUAUCUUCAUACGAUCGUUCAUUUUCAUCUUCAUUGUGCUGAUGAACAAAGACGUUACAAUCUACGCUUUUGGAAUCGCACAAAUCACCAGUGCGUGCACCAUCAUCAUCGGAAACUAUGCAUUCUACUAUUUCUACAUACCGAAAUUACUACGCUACCGUAAGGAACUUAAAAAGGUGGAUGAUAAGUAUGUGCUUCGUGAUCGGUAUGGACAGCACUUUGAAAAUAUGGACGAUUUCCCGUUUGUUUCCAUCAAACAAAUGCUGCCGGGAGUGUUACCCAAUUCGAACUCUAUCUUCAAUUCCGAUCUGCAAACGCUGGUACUUAGCUUCGCAAAGCAAGGCAUCUUGAAGCAAGUGUUGACUGAGGGUGAAAAGUAUGUGAUGUCUGUCAGCCCGGUGCUGACGUUUAGCGAGCAGGCAACAUAUGAUGUCGUUAACAACAUGGGUAGCCUAGCUGCUCGGUUCAUCUUCCGUCCAAUAGAAGACAGCAGUUACUUUUAUUUCACCCAAACUAUUGCACGCGAUACGACACUAGUGGAACAGAAGCGUGAAAUCGUGCAGGAGGCAUCGAACGUUCUUGCAUACGUUAUGAAAACGGUGACCUCAAUCGGUCUGCUAGCGUUCGUUUUUGCUCAAAGCUAUUCCGGGACGGUGUUGCUACUGUAUGGUGGAAAAGAUUUCGUCGAAGGUGGGCUUCCCGAGCUAUUGCUCCGUUGGCACAGUCUUGCAAUCGUUUUACUUGCGCCGAACGGCAUCUCCGAGGGGUAUAUGUUUGCGACGAACACAUCCAAACAAAUCGACACGUACAACUACUACAUGGCUUUCUUUUCUGUCACGUUUCUGUUGCUGUCCUACCAACUUACUAACUGGUUCGGACCGGUAGGAUUCAUAUUGGCAAAUUGCUGCAACAUGAGCUUCCGCAUCAGUUACAGCGUCUUCUAUAUUAACAAGCACUUCCGGACGGUGAAUAUGAUACCGUUGCUAAAGUCUUUGCCGGGGACGAUAUACCUGAGCGUAUUGAUUGUAUGCGGUAUUAUCUGCAAGAUAUCCGAAGCGUAUUUUGGGGAACGUUCAAUUCUAUGUCAUCUAUUGAUUGGAGCUGUUUGCACUGGAUUGUCCGUUUGCACUUGGAGCUUUGAAAAUCGGGAACUACUGCGCACGGGAUUGGCACGAUAUCGCACGCGAAAGCAGAGUCUGACUCCGAACGAAACUCACGGAAAUUGA